AUGGCGCCAAAAGAAGCGACUUCACAGACUUGGCCCUUGCACAAGGACUUCAAAACGCACUGCAUGAUGGCGCAGAAAAGGCGAGCCGCCAAGAAGGCGCGAGUUUCCACCAUGAAAGACGAUGACUGGGACGAGCAGCCAGAAGCUAGCGAGGGAGAGGACUCCGAAGGGGAGGCCACGCCUGGCCGGGGAGGGGCGGCAUUUCCUAUGGCGGGUGUGCUGGAGUUCGAAGGAGAUGAUGAAGACCCAGUGUCGGCGCGUCAGAGGAAGCUGAACAAGAAGAAGGCCAAGUCGGGGGGCUUCGAAUCGCUGGGCCUGAGCCUGCCGGUCUUCAAGGGUGUAAAACGGAAGGGCUACCGGGUGCCAACGCCCAUCCAGAGGAAGACGUUGCCCCUCAUCCUCGCGGGGCAUGAUGUCGUGGCGAUGGCGCGAACGGGCUCGGGAAAGACCGCAGCCUUCCUAAUACCCAUGCUGGAGCGCCUCAAGCAGCAUACUUCGCGGGCGGGGGCGCGAGCGGUCAUCCUGUCCCCCACCAGAGAACUGGCCCUGCAAACUUUCAAGUUCUGCAAGGAGCUCGGGCGCUACACCGACUUGCGUGCCGCGGUCUUGGUCGGCGGUGACAGCAUGGAAGAACAGUUCGGAGCGCUCGCUCAAAACCCCGACGUUCUAGUUGCCACCCCAGGCCGGCUGAUGCACCACUUGUCCGAAGUGGAGGGCAUGUCGCUACGAAGUGUGGAGUACGUCGUGUUUGACGAGGCGGACCGCCUGUUCGAAAUGGGGUUUGCGGAUCAGCUGCGGAGCAUUUUGCAGCACCUGGCGGACACGCGGCAGACGCUGCUGUUCAGUGCGACGCUGCCGAAGCUGCUGGCCGAGUUUGCGCGUGCGGGCCUGCGCGAUCCGCAGCUGGUGCGCCUGGACGCGGACGCGCGCGUGAGCAAGGACCUGCGCGUGCAGUUCUUCACGAUGCGCGCCGAGGAGAAGCCGGCCGCGCUGCUGCACCUGCUGCAUGAGGUCAUCCCUGCAGACCAGCAGACGAUCAUCUUCACGGCCACGCGGCACCACGUGGAGUUCCUGAACGAGCUGCUGACGCACUCUGGCGUCACCCCGUCCGUGGUAUACGGCACCAUGGAUCAGACGGCGCGCAAGAUCCACAUCGGCAAGUUCCGCGCGCAGAAAACGCGCCUGCUCAUCGUCACGGACGUGGCCGCGCGCGGAAUCGACAUCCCGCUCCUUGACAACGUCGUCAAUUAUGACUUCCCCCCCAAGCCGAAGCUGUUCGUUCACCGCGUGGGGCGUGCCGCUCGCGCUGGACGGACGGGAACAGCCUUCUCUUUUGUCACCCCUGAAGAGAUCCCGUUCAUGCUCGACCUGCAUCUGUUCCUGUCGCGGCCGGUGUUCCCCGCCCCCACCGAAGAGGCGCUCCGAGGCGCGGGGACCGACAAGAAUGACAGCGGGGACGUUACGGUCUACGGGCGCUUCCCGCAGUCGAUCCUGGAUCCGGCAAUGGAGAGGAUCCGCGAUCUUAGCAGCACGCACCACGACUUGGAUAACCUGGUCAAGGUGUGCGCGAACGCGUAUCGAUUGUAUGUGAAGACGCGGCCUGCGCCAUCGAUCGAGUCGGUGGCACGAGCGAAGCAGCUGCCGAAAGAGGGGACGCACCCUCUGCUCCGGACCAAAGUCGACGCCGCCGAGCAGACCCUCGCCGAGUUCACGGAGCACCUGAAGAAGUUCCGUCCCCGGCAGACGGUUCUCGAGACGGAGGGCGCGGCCGCCAAGGGCGAGCGGCAGGAGACGCUCGUGGUGACGAUGCUCGCCAAGCGGGCCGCGCACGAACACGUCAUCGAGGCGGCGCGGCACAAGGACGAGGACCGGCCGUUUGGGGGAGAGGAUGACGACAUGGAGGAGCCGGAAGAUGCUGCCGAGGCUGCCCCCGAGCCAGAGACGGCACCUGCGAAGAAGCGGAAGAGGGCGCAGAAAGGAGUUGCGGAAGAGGGGCGGCCGAAGAAGAAAAGCAAGCCGAAGAGCUACCAGGACGAUCAGUUCUUCAUCAAUGCGAUCCCGCCAAAUCGAUUUGCGGAGCAGCAGCUGUCGGUCAGCGGCGGCAGCGGCACACGUGGCGCGUCCGACUUCGACCACGGCACGAUGGACUCCGCGAUCCUCGAUCUAGUUCCCGACGACGAGGCCGGAAUCACCAAGAAGCGUGCGACGUACCACUGGGACCGCAAGAAGAAGAAGUACAUCCGGCUGCAACCGGGGGAGGUGUUAACGGGCUCCGGGAAGGUGAAGUCGGAGAGCGGCGCGCGCGUGAACGCGGGGCAGCAGAAGGGGCUGUAUAAGAAGUGGCAGGCGCGCACGCAUAUGAAGGUGGCCACGGCAGGGGAGGAGGGGGAGGAUAGCCCCGCAGCGGGCGGGGCGGUCACAGCGGAAGAGGUCGCGGCCGCGGGGGCGGCGGGGGCAGGGGAGGGAGCGGUGGCAGGGGCGGAGGACGAUCUGGACCGGGGGGCAAUGUCCGUAGCGAAGUGA
This is a messenger RNA of Klebsormidium nitens, 2523 nucleotides long. Lineage: Eukaryota; Viridiplantae; Streptophyta; Klebsormidiophyceae; Klebsormidiales; Klebsormidiaceae. The record is from the annotation of a GenBank genome assembly.